GGGUGCCUUGGGUUCUUGGGAUGAAUGGCCCACCGAUUCAUAGAAAAACGGUGUAUUCUUUCCUCCACUUCCCAUGCAAGGAAAAAUGGGACUGAUGUAAACAAUUUCCCCUCCACCUCCAGUAGCUGACUCGUCUGAUCCAUUUGCAGCAUCAACUAGAAGGCUUGUUGUUCAAAUCAUUACUCGAAUAAGAAAAUAAAUUGCCUCCCACGGCAUCUGUCAUCUGCCAGCAGUUGAACACCAUCAAUAAAUGAUGAUAACAAUUAAUUGUCAUACUCCCAAAGGAGGAAAAAAGAAAAGAGACAGCAAGGGAGACGGACGACGGUCAAAUAAAGAAAAAUACUAAAACAAGAACUGCUAGUUGAGAGUAGAGACGUCAGCAUCAAUGUCUUAUACAGGCAACCAAGGGCUGUAGGCCGUAGCAAUAUUAGCGAUGCCCCAACCUCCGCUCAGGUAUUUUUCUGCAAUAGUUAAGAGUGGCCCAUUAGGCCAGCGUUUCUUGGGUUAAUUAAAAAUUGUCCCGUUGUGUCUCGCUGGCUUUGCGUUGCGUGGCGUGGCGCCACGGUCUUGGCUACGUGUUUGUGACUUGUGAGUUGGGGAGAGAGGAACACGAAGACGAAGGAAAACGCAAGACAAGACGCAAAGAGAGAGAGAGAGAGAGAGAUUGAUUCUUGUCAGGGCAGGGCAGGGCAGGGCAGGGGGUCAAUAAAGAUACUAAGCCAGUUCAUAUUGGUUAUGUUUUGAUCUUCAUCAUUUUUCUUUUAUCUCUUCAAAAACAGAAAAACCCAAUUACUCUGCCGUUUCCGUUUCCAUCAUCAAGAGCAAGCGCUAACAAGUAACAGCAAAAAUUCCCCUUCACGUGCCCCUACCCCUCCAUUCACUUCCUUUCUUUAUUCUGCUUCUCCCUCUCUCUCUCUCGCGCCUUCUUCCAUCAGUCAUCACAACACAAUAAAGAAAUGAUCUUUCGACACCGCUAAUUCUCCAGUUCCUCAACGGCGUCGUGUCUUGCAUCCAUUGCCGCUGUCUUGUUGUCCAACACUUUGGUUAAUCAAGAAAAGAAUGGGUGAUCUUCGCGUUUGUUAUCCCAACGGUGACAUUUCAAGGGAGGAUCGCCUAUGCCCCUCACCCUUCCCUUCGCCUCCGUUUUCCUUGUCGUUGUCGAAUCCUGAUCAGCCCUGUUCGAUUGCGAGAGAGAGUUGGGACUGCGCAGAGGACACCGCGCGUCGUAUAGUUUGGAGUGUACAACCAACUUUGGACGCUGACAGAAAGCGGAAAGAGAUUGUAGAGUACGUUCAACGACUUAUUCAAGAUGGUCUUGGGUACCAGGUCUUCCCGUAUGGCUCAGUUCCGCUCAAGACAUACUUACCGGAUGGAGAUAUUGACUUAACCACGCUCAGCAGUCCAGCUAUUGAGGAUACUUUGGUGUCUGAUGUUCAUGCUAUUCUCAGGGGCGAAGAGCACAAUCAAAAAGCUCCCUACAGAGUUAAGGAUGUUCAUUGCAUUGAUGCUGAGGUUAAGCUUGUGAAGUGCCUUCUGCAAGACAUUGUUGUAGAUAUUUCCUUCAAUCAGUUGGGGGGGCUUUGUACACUAUGUUUUCUGGAACAGAUUGAUCGUCUUGUUGGUAAAGAUCAUCUCUUUAAGCGCAGCAUUAUCCUCAUAAAAGCUUGGUGUUAUUAUGAAAGUCGUAUACUUGGUGCCCAUCAUGGCUUGAUUUCUACAUAUGCUUUAGAAACACUGGUCCUGUAUAUAUUUCAUCUAUUUCACUCUUCUUUAAAUGGCCCUAUAGCAGUUCUCUACAGAUUUUUGGAUUACUUCAGCAAAUUUGAUUGGGAGAAUUAUUGUAUCAGCUUAAAUGGACCAGUUUGCAAAUCUUCCCUGCCUGAUAUAGUGGCUGAGGUUCCCGAAAAUGUGGGGAAUAAUCCACUUUUGAGUGAAGAAUUUCUGAGAAAGUGCAUCAGCAUGUUUUCUGUUCCAUCGAAGGGGGUUGAGACAAACUCGCGGUAUUUUCCUCUGAAGCAUCUUAAUAUAAUUGAUCCACUAAAAGAAAACAACAACCUUGGGCGUAGUGUUAACAGAGGUAACUACUAUAGAAUUCGCAGUGCCUUCAAAUAUGGGGCUCACAAACUUGAGCAGAUCCUUAUUUUACCAAGAGAAAGAAUAGCGGAUGAGCUUGUUAAGUUCUUUGCAAACACUUUGGAAAGGCACGGAAGCAAUCAUUUGACUGACAUGCAAAAUCUUCCAUUGACUUCUGAUGCUAGAGGUUAUGACCAUGUAAUGUCAUCACCAUGUGCUAAUAUGUGCUCAGGGAACUAUUUGUUUGCAAAACCAAUCAAUGUUGGCACUAGUAACAAUAAGAUGUCAGGAUCUAUAGCUACUUCUGGAUCCAGAUACAAGUUGGGAUACCCAUUCGAUGUAUUAACCUCACAGGUAGUGCCAGAAAGAAAAACCAAUGUCAACAGAAAUGCUGUUUCAGGACAUUGUCACCCUGGGGAUGCUAAGGAGUUUGUACUGUCUGGAUUACUGGCAAUGAAAGGUAAAAAUGAUUCAUCUGAUUCUUUUCCUCUGAGUUGCAACCUUGGUGCUUCACGUUCAACAAAACCUCGCACUUGUAGACAAAUUGGAAUGGUUGAAAGUGGUGACUCUUUUAAAAGUACGUUGACAGAUUCUAUUGCUGCUGAUGAUAUGAGUUUUGCUCUAAAGCCUUAUUCUAAGAGUGACACUUUAGCUGCCAGCAAUGUAGUUUGUAAAAGAGAGAUAGCUGGCUUUUUUGGGGAUUCUGAAUCUUUAAAAUCAUUGUUAGACCUUACUGGGGAUUAUGAUGGCCAGUUUUGGAGUUUGUUAUAUGGUCAAUAUUGCCAUUUAUUUUCUGUAUCUACUCCUGUGUCCCCCCAUUUACAGAAUGAAAAUCAUUGGGAAAUUAUCGAACAAUCCAUACGCUUAAAACAGGAUCUUUAUUCUCAGAGGGACUCAAAUGGGAUUUGGGGAUCACAAUUUUGUUUUUCGAAGCCUCCUGUUGCAGUUUGUACUGCUGUGGAUUCAGAGGAUAAGAAGAAACGAGGAACAGGAACAUAUAUUCCCAUCAUUAAGUAUCGUUCUAAUCGGGAGAGGCACUCAUCUGGGAGAGGAAUCUUUCAGGCUUCAAGAGCCUACAGUCAGUUUCAGAGAUAUACUAAUAAUAAUGGUUCUGCUACUGUUCAACAAGAGAUGGCAUUGUCUCAAGAAGGUAGCCAUGAACUCUCACCAGAGGAGUACCCAUCUCUGGGCCCUGUGAAGUUUGGAUCACCCAGUACUCAUCCACCUUACCCAUCCGUUUGGGGUUUAUGUGCUGCCAAUGGUUUAAAUUGCCCACCUGAGAGAUUUGAAUCUGGGUCUUCUAGCCUUGAAUUACAGAGCACAAACAUGCCAGAAGGCAAUGCAUUGCCAGAUCCUUGCACUUGUGGCUCCACACCAAGUGUUAUGAUAACAGCAGCACAAAGUGCUAAGCCUGUUCUUGAAAGUAAUCAAGAAAGUUUGGGUUUCUAGUGAUGCAGGGCUCUCAUACCAUCUGAAAAAUGAACAUGAUUUUCCACCUCUGUCCCUCUGAAGGAUAAUCAGAACAGAAAAUGUGAAGAAUAGAAGACAGUAAGCAUUAGCAGUAGAUGCUAACAUCUAAACCUUUAGGAAGACCCUUUUUCCCCCAUUACUUCCUUCUCUUGUUGCCUCGGUUGUUUCCUAUUUUCGAUGUUAGCAUGAUAUUCGAAACUGUAUCUUGUUCUUGUGCAUUCGGUGUGUUUACUUCCGUGUUGGUGGCUUCCAUUGAAGGUGUACAUAGUGAAGUAAUGUUCACUGGGAUUUGGUUUGGCAUAGGUAGUAAAGUCCAAUGGGAAAUUUUGUUUGGAUAAUUUUUGGGAAAUAUAGAAUUCUGCAGCUGUAUUGGUCGUAUAAUCUUGGAAGCUGCUAUAGAGAUUUGAGUCUUAAAUAUGUAAAAUAUUGACAUUGUUUGAUAUUGUGAAAAUAGAGCCAUGUUGAUAUGCCAAUAUGUACCUGUGCAUACAUCCAUGUAGAUUUUAGCUACUACUGCUCUUAAAGGUAGAAAAUUGGAAAUGACGUAUGCUAAUGGCAUUGAUGAGUUUUAUAGGGCAUGAGAGGAAACAGUGUCUGAUAUUUAAUAGAUUAAAGCAUGGCCAGCGUAUAUACCAUUACUUUUUGUGCUGGGUGCUUGUGAAAUAAAAAAGUCCCAAGGACAACCAGCAAGCACCAGUGGUCUAGUGGUAGAAUAGUACCCUGCCACGGUACAGACCCGGGUUCGAUUCCCGGCUGGUGCACUUUCGAGCUGUGACGAAUCUGGUGCCUAAUGUGAUAGUAGGGUCUAUCACAAUUGUCUGAUUCUUCGGAUGAAAUUGGUCACAUCUGAGCUCGUUUUUAUUAUAAUUUAAUUUUUGAUUUUUAAGCAGGCUGAUGAUCACCCCAUGGAUUGAUAUUCGCUAGCACUGGAUACACGAGCAUCACGUUGUAAACUUUUAUUUUAUUCUCCUUUAGUGGAACUUCUGUUGAGGGUGUAUAUUCUGUAAAACAAAGUGGUUAGCAUCAUAUGAUUGUUAGCCAACCACCAACCAUGACUAUUAGUAUUUGUAAGAAGCACCUCCUCAAAAUCAACUUUGAAACUUUAAUUUUUCAUGCAUGAUUAGUCAUGAAAAUCACCAACCAUCAGUCGUUAACCCUAGUGUUUUAGAAUCAGACUUUUUCUGAGGAAGAGAAACUUCAGUGUCUUUUAUUAGUAUGCUUUCCUUGAAAAGAAGCCUGUCCUCGCUGCUGCUGCAACCAUUGUUUCCCACCCUAUCGAAGCUAGCCAGCUACCGGAAUAUGGGUAGAUUUUGAGUCAAAUUGUAUGAAUCAUGCAGCUGUAGGUGUGCUUGUCUAUCUAUGAAUGAUUUGGAAAGGCCUUUCCGAAACAAAAAGUAUCUGAUGUAUCAGUAGGCUUCCUGAGAUCAAUUGAAGCAUGCACCGAGACCAAAAGGUAUGUGUUACCAUUUACAUGAUACUGGAUGAUCUAAUAAGUAGUCAUCAAAUGAUACGGUCAAGAUUGAGGUACUGGUAAUUAAAUUGGCGCUGGAAUUGGAGUUGGAAUUGGAAUCUUCCGCCUCUCAAUCCAAAAAUGUGAACGUCAUUUGAUGCCAUCCUGGCCUUUGGAUGUCUGCCAUUCCUCUUUGGAGGACCCACCUCUUAUAAAACACACACUAAUUCAUCGUUGCGUCUACUUCUAUUCCCCUAGGUACACAUUUUCCAUCCCCAAUUACUUUCCUCUCCCAACUUCUUCUUCAUCAGGGUGUCAACAUUGAUUGAUCAUUUCUCCCUGGUUUUGAUUUGCUUCUUAAAGUUUGAGUCGCCUUAUCAGAAUACUAGUCAUCCUUCUUUUCGGGCUUCUGUCUCAUCAUCCACAAAUGCUAGUAACAAAGAAUAGCCACAGAUUCUUUAAGUUCCGGACCGCAUCGGUAUUGCUGAUCAGUCCCUUUCUCUCUAGUCUUUGAAUGCCAAAACUAUCCUUGUUCACCAACAAAUAUUCCUUCCCGAUCUCAUUAGAAUUCUUGGGGAAAUCCCAUUUUUCCAAGAAAACUAGUGCUAUAGUCGAAGGUGUGCCAACAUUUCUACUUUCUUGGUUAAUUCCCGUGUCAAAUGUUAGCUUGCAAGGAGUACGACUUCUCACGUGCGGUGGUGGAGAUGGCAUGGAUCAUGCUAAGGAUUGACUACUCCAGGCUCUCUUGGCUCCUCUUUGGUGUCUUCUCCUACGAAAAUCAUGAAGGGAAGCCCCGGAUUUAGAUGCUCUUUUAUCUCCGUCGACCUACCAAUUACCCUUUUUAUAUUUAUGUUGACUUAAUAAUUUGUUUUCAA
Molecule: messenger RNA, 5868 nt
Organism: Theobroma umbraticum
Lineage: Eukaryota; Viridiplantae; Streptophyta; Magnoliopsida; Malvales; Malvaceae
Source: RefSeq, a predicted model, not a curated record